Molecule: messenger RNA, 3032 nt
Organism: Neolamprologus brichardi
Lineage: Eukaryota; Metazoa; Chordata; Actinopteri; Cichliformes; Cichlidae
Source: RefSeq, a predicted model, not a curated record
AGUAACACGUCAUUCUAGUGGAGUGCAUACCCGGCUGAUAGGGAGUGAUCUCCUCAACGUCGUCUCUGUGUCCUCUCGGGCAUCCGUCUCCAUUUACCUCCAGAUGCUGUAACUCGUUUCGAACCGAACAGUUUCUUUAUUGUUGUCCAUACCUAAGCUCAACUUAAUAUAAAAGGUNAGUGAUGGCAACCUACCAGGAGUUCAUUCAACAAAAUGAGGACAGAGAUGGGGUGAGAUUCAGCUGGAACCUCUGGCCCUCGAGCCGCCUUGAAGCCACCAGGCUGGUAGUCCCUGUCUCCUGCCUCUUCACACCUCUCAAAGAGAGGCCCAACUUGCCACCGGUCCAGUAUGAGCCAGUUCUUUGCAGCCGGGCCAACUGUAAGGCAGUGCUCAACCCACUAUGUCAAGUUGACUUCAGAGCAAAAAUAUGGGCCUGCAACUUCUGCUUCCAGAGAAACCCUUUCCCUCCCUCUUACGCAGGCAUAUCAGACGUGAACCAGCCAGCUGAGCUUAUGCCACAGUUUUCUACAAUUGAGUACAUAGUACAGCGUGGUCCUGCAGCUCCUCUCAUCUUCCUGUAUGUGGUGGACACAUGUUUGGAAGAAGAAGAUCUCCAGGCUCUCAAGGAGUCUCUCCAGAUGUCCCUCAGUCUGCUGCCCCCCAACGCUCUUGUGGGCCUCAUCACAUUUGGCCGCAUGGUUCAAGUUCAUGAGCUGAGCUGCGAGGGGAUUGCUAAGAGCUAUGUGUUCCGAGGCACCAAGGACCUUACCGCCAAACAGAUACAGGAGAUGCUGGGUUUAACAAAGCCAGCUGUAACAGGACAACAAGGUCGUCCUUUGGCCCCUCAGGAUGCUGCUGCCACUUGCAAGUUUCUUCAGCCUGUGCAUCGAGUCGAUAUGAAUCUGACAGAUUUGCUGGGAGAGCUUCAGAGAGACCCGUGGCCUGUCCCUCAGGGUAAACGGCCACUCCGAUCCACUGGUGUUGCGCUGUCUGUCGCCGUCGGCCUGCUGGAGGGUACAUUCCCCAACACAGGGGCUCGUGUGAUGCUUUUUAUUGGAGGACCACCCACCCAGGGCCCUGGAAUGGUGGUGGGAGAUGAGCUGAAAACUCCAAUUCGUUCCUGGCAUGACAUCCAGAAAGACAACGCUCGCCAUCUGAAAAAGGCCACCAAGUAUUAUGAAGCCUUGGCCAAUCGUUCAGCAACAAAUGGCCACAGUAUUGAUAUCUAUGCCUGCGCCCUAGACCAGACUGGACUGCUUGAAAUGAAGUGCUUAUCUAAUCUCACUGGGGGGCACAUUGUGAUGGGAGACUCCUUUAAUACCUCAUUGUUCAAACAAACCUUCCAGAGAGUCUUUAGUAAGGACUACAAUGGUGACUUCCGCAUGGCCUUUGGAGGUGUCCUGGAAGUCAAGACCUCGAGAGAGCUGAAGGUUUGCGGUGCAAUUGGACCGUGUGUUUCACUCAACUCAAAGGCUCCCUGUGUAUCAGAGAAUGAAUUGGGCACUGGUGGCACCAGCCAAUGGAAGGUGUGCGGUCUCAACCCCUCCACUACUUUGGGCAUCUAUUUUGAAGUUGUGAAUCAGCACAAUGCACCAGUCCCUCAGGGCGGACGUGGGGCAGUCCAGUUUGUAACCCAGUACCAGCACUCAAACACACAAAGAAGGAUACGGGUCACCACCAUCGCCAGGAACUGGGCAGAUGCCCAAUCUCAGAUUCAGCACAUCGAAUCAUCCUUUGACCAAGAAGCAGCUGCAGUGCUCAUGGCCCGCCUGGGCGUCUUUAGGGCAGAGUCUGAAGAGGGUCCAGAUGUGUUGCGUUGGCUUGACAGGCAGCUCAUCCGCCUGUGUCAGAAAUUUGGCCAGUUCAACAAAGAUGAUCCGACAUCCUUUAGACUGUCAGAGUCUCUGUCCCUCUAUCCACAGUUUAUGUUCCACUUGCGACGGUCACCAUUCCUGCAAGUUUUCAACAACAGCCCAGAUGAGUCCUCCUACUACAGGCAUCACUUUGUCAGGCAAGACCUGACCCAGUCCCUGAUCAUGAUCCAGCCCAUCCUCUACUCGUACUCCUUCUACGGUCCACCAGAGCCUGUGCUCCUGGACAGUAGCAGUAUCCUGCCAGAUCGAAUCCUGCUGAUGGACACCUUCUUCCAGCUGGUUAUCUACCAUGGAGAGACCAUUGCUCAGUGGCGAAAAGCAGGCUACCAAGAAAUGGCAGAGUACGAGAACUUCAAACAGCUGCUGCAGGCUCCACUGGAUGACGCUCAAGAGAUCCUACAGACACGCUUCCCCAUGCCACGCUACAUCGACACUGAGCACGGAGGCUCUCAGGCUCGCUUCCUGCUCUCCAAGGUCAACCCAUCGCAGACCCACAACAACCUCUAUGCCUGGGGACAGGAGACAGGAGCCCCAAUCCUUACUGAUGACGUGAGCCUGCAGGUCUUCAUGGACCACUUGAAGAAACUGGCUGUUUCCAGCUCAGCAUAGAACUCGCUAUUCCACCUCAAAGAGAAAAGAAUUGAUACAGCAUUUUUCUUCCAUCGGAAUCCAUUAACAUUUCUGCAGUUUUGUAAAGGAGCCAAACCGAGACAGUCUACUGUUUGUGCUUGUUUCAGUUUGCUGUUUGGAGGCCAAUGUGAUGUUUAUACGACACAAAAAAGGGUGAUGGCACAUUGGUAUAUUUAAAACAAAAAAAACGAUAGUAAUAACAUGUCUACUCAUUUUCAAUAAACAGCUUAUUUAUGAGAAAUGUUUCUAGUUCUCCUCAACCAAACUGUCCUCGUAUCAAUAAUAUCCCUACUUCUGUUUAAUAUUUGGUAUUACCUCUGAAAUGCAGAAUGAUUAGACUAAUACUUUCAUCUUUUUUUCUUUUCUUUUUUUUUUUUUUAUAAAAUAUGUAUCUACUGCAUCAGACUGUGUAUAAGGUGCUGUUUAAUAGGAUGAUUAUUUGUGUCUGCUUUUGUCUAUAGCUAAAUUUGACAUGUCUAGAAAUGUUUUCAUUAAUAAAUUAUAAUGGUACCACUUGUUUAAAAAAUA